AUGUUGGAUGCACUAUACAUUCAUGGUAAAAUUAUUCCCAAAGGAUUUUGGUUUGAUGAAGUUAUGUACGGAACCUUACUCAAUGGUCUGUUUAAGAUGGGAAAAACAAGAGUUGCUAUUCAAAUGCUUGGACAAAUGGAGGGUCACUUUGUUAGGCCAAAUCUUGUAAUGUACAAUAUUGUUGUUGAUGGUUUGUGCAAAGAUGGACUGUUGAAUGAUGCACUGAAUUUGUAUUCUAAAAUGUUUCAUCAAGGAAUUUCCCCUGAUAUGGUCACUUACAGGAUGCUAUUGCAAGCCCAAGAUAUGUGCGACGUGAUGAUUAAAAGAGGUCAACAACCAGACAUUAUUACGUACACAAUUUUGAUGUGUGGAUAUUGUAGGAACAAUGAAGUUGAUAAGGCAAGAAACUUAUUUGAUAUCCCACCGGCAAGCUACCGCCGCCGUCGCAACUUGGAGCUUCGUAGCCACCGUCGCAACGUCGUUCCCCUCCAUCGUGCAGCCACACUUGAGCUUCGAACCACCGUCGCCGGCCUCGCCUCCUGCCUCCGUUGCACAGCCACUAUCCCGCCGGCGCCAACUCUGUUCCACCGCGUCAGCCCUUCGGUCGUUCCCUGUCCCCUUCUUGCUGCUGAUCCGCUCUGCUCUGUUUUUGCAUCUAGUUCUAGGGUUGGUGGCAUUGCUUACAGGGUUUUUUUCCUUUUAUGCUCUGUUCUGACUUCUGAAUGCCAAACAGGUUUUGCUUUCUCGGUAAUGAGCAAGUUUAUUAAGUGGGGUUUUCGGCCAAGUGUUGUAACUUGGACUACACUAAUGAAGGGGUUGUUUCUUAAUGGUAAAAUGUUGGAUGCACUAUACAUUCAUGGUAAAAUUAUUCCCAAAGGAUUUCGGUUUGAUGAAGUUAUGUACGGAACCUUACUCAAUGGUCUGUUUAAGACAGGAAAAACAAGAGUUGCUAUUCAAAUGCUUGGACAAAUGGAGGGUCACUUUGUUAGGCCAAAUCUUGUAAUGUACAAUAUUGUUGUUGAUGGUUUGUGCAAAGAUGGACUGUUGAAUGAUGCACUGAAUUUGUAUUCUAAAAUGCUUCAUCAAGGAAUUUCCCCUGAUAUGGUCACUUACAGUUCAUUAAUCUAUGGGAUGCUAUUGCAAGCCCAAGAUAUGUGCGACGUGAUGAUUAAAAGAGGUCAACAACCAGACAUUAUUACUUACACAAUUUUGAUGUGUGGAUAUUGUAGGAACAAUGAAGUUGAUAAGGCAAGAAACUUAUUUGAUAUGGUAAUUGAAAGGGGUGUUGUGCCUGAUGUUUGGAGUUAUAACAUCUUGAUUAAAGGUUAUUGCAAGAUCAAAAGAGUAGAUGAAGCCUUGAAUUUGAUGGAAGAUAAGAAUAUAGUUCCAAGCAUUGUAACGUACAAUUCUCUAGUUGAUGGCUUGUCCAAAGCCGGUAGAAUCUCGCGUGCAUGGGAGAUUGUUAAUGAAAUGCAUUAUUGUGGUCAACCAUCCCCUGAUGUAAACACUUACAAUAUAUUUUUAGAUUACUUAUGCAAAAACCAGCAUCUUGAUGAGGCAAUUAAAUUAUUUAAAAAACUCAUGUAUGAAAGAAGUUUUGUUCCAAAUGUUUGGAGUUACAAUAUCUUGAUCAGUGGUUAUUGCCAGAAUAAAAGAUUAGAUGAAGCCAAGAAUCUUUUCCAAGAUAUGCGUCUCAAGAAUUUGGAUCCAAAUAUUGUAACUUACAAUAUAUUGUUACAUGCUUUAUGCGACAGGCAGCAACUUGGCCAGGCAAUUACACUAUUAAACCAAAUUGUUGACGAUGAUUUCUGUCCUAAUUUGUACACAUACAAAAUACUUAUACAUGGUUUAUAG
Molecule: messenger RNA, 1854 nt
Organism: Arachis stenosperma
Lineage: Eukaryota; Viridiplantae; Streptophyta; Magnoliopsida; Fabales; Fabaceae
Product: pentatricopeptide repeat-containing protein At5g41170, mitochondrial-like
Exons: 6
Coding region: 1-1854 (617 amino acids)
Molecular function (GO): protein binding
Source: RefSeq, a predicted model, not a curated record